Molecule: messenger RNA, 809 nt
Organism: Gloeophyllum trabeum ATCC 11539
Lineage: Eukaryota; Fungi; Basidiomycota; Agaricomycetes; Gloeophyllales; Gloeophyllaceae
Exons: 3
Coding region: 1-531 (176 amino acids)
Molecular function (GO): carbon-sulfur lyase activity
Source: RefSeq, a predicted model, not a curated record
AUGUCGAGCUCUCCAGAGCAGGUAGACCCGCAGGAAGACGAAGACGUGAUUCAAGGGUCUUGUUUCUGCGGGGGGGUCUCGUACGAGGUUUAUGGGACCCCUGUGCUGAGUGCUUUUUGUCACUGCACGAAAUGUCAGCGCAUGACGGGAUGUCCAUUUGUGCAUACGAUCCACUACGACGCAUCCGCAUUUGCCUGGACCCAUCCGGGAUUCCACCUUUCGCGAUUAGAUUCAUACAACGUCCCCGAGAAGCCGUGGAAAACCCGCUAUCGAUGCAAGCAGUGCGGCUGCACGGUUGCCUCGCAUAACGCGAAGACCAGCCACUGGAGCGUCUGGGGUGCGCAGUUGCAGCGCGGGGAGGAUGGCAAGAUCAUGAAUUGGGAGAAGAUCAAACCCACUGCGCAUAUAUUCUACGGGACGCGUAUGAUGGACGUCCACGAUGACCUUGGUAAAUGGGAGGGGUACGAAGGCACUUCUCCAAGAAUCAUUCAACCGUGGUCCGGUGCGUCCCCUAAUCCUACACCAAACUAGAUACCCCCUCCACUCGUAACGCUUGCGCGACAUUAAUUGGCGAGUGAUGGGAUAGCCGUAGACGGUUGACUUGCCUAGGGAAGGAAACGGACUGCCCAAUUCAUAUCGGACUGUAGCGGAUCUACGCAUGAGCCCUUCCCUCUCAUCGCGUUCAAUCUGUAUCUUACAUCUUUGCGCUGUAUAGUGCAUUAUGGACAUGUAUAAAACUAUGAUAAUUGUAUAGUGUCAUACAGGAGCUCAUAUAUAGCCACCUGAAUUCGAAGUAGCAUGAUUAGCGC